CAUGUCAAUCUUGUCUUUCAGCCUUCAGCAGCGCACUUUCAGAGAGCUUUCGGAGGCGUGCCGUCGCGUAGCGGCUUUCUGGCGCCUGAAACUCGUAGAAGUUCGCAUUUCAGUGUUAGUGUUUCACAACAACAUGAGAAUUAUUUUUUGGUUCUUGACAGUUUGUUGGUUGAAAAGCACCCUAGCAACCACCAUCUUCGACAAAUUACUCCCCCAAACCUUUAUUUUCUCGAGAUGCAAAAACUCCACCGAUACUCCGUUCAUGGACGAGAUAAAAAAUCGCCUAAAAAUCGUUAACGACUACUUCGACAACCUCCAAAAACCCACGUUUUGUUCCGAAGACAUCAACAAACUCAUCCCGAUUAUGAAACAAAUCACUGCAGACAUACAAAGGUGUUUCACACGCAACGAAACUUAUUUGCCGAAAUUCAUGUACGAGGGUUUCGCCGAUUUCAUGGAAUUUUUGUGUGGUAAUCGAACUAUUGAAAUUUUUUUCAGCGAUCAGGGCGAGGAUUGCAAAGAAGCCCUCAUAGAUUACGACGAUGGUGAAAAAAUUGCGAAUUGCUCUUGUCGGUAUUUUCGGAUAUUCGAUAAUGAGUUGCUUACGUACGACCUUUUGUGUUUCGAGCUUAAUUCUGUCGAGAAGUGUUUUGAUGAAGCGAUGGUUUAUGGAUGUCCACAUUUUGCGGCCUUCAGAAUGCUGAAUUCGCAGUUUUUUAGGGCAAUUGGGGCUUUGUGUAACCGGGCUGCGGGUUAUUUUAGCAGCGAAGUUUUGAUAAUAUCCGUCUUCCUAAUUCCUCGAUUUGUGGCAAUUAAUAUUAACUAACAGUUAAUGGUGAUCACACAGUGUGAUAAAGUAAAAUUCUAAAAUUUACAGCUUCGUACAAGGUAAAAAGACAACGAAGAUAGGGGUUGUGGUAGAUGUUUAAAGCUUGAAAGAGAUUCUAGUCACUACAACGAAUUAUUCAUCGAUGUUUGUACAAAUAUACAAUAAUUCCAUCCUAAAAUGUUGCGGAGUUCAGAAUUUAUAACUAAUAAAAUAAUUUUAAAUAAGUUAUAAAGAUGUGUGCCAAAUUGUUCAUGUUAAAAUAAAUUACUUUUGAAAGAUAA
Molecule: messenger RNA, 1110 nt
Organism: Zophobas morio
Lineage: Eukaryota; Metazoa; Arthropoda; Insecta; Coleoptera; Tenebrionidae
Exons: 4
Coding region: 2-826 (274 amino acids)
Source: RefSeq, a predicted model, not a curated record